Molecule: messenger RNA, 819 nt
Organism: Grosmannia clavigera kw1407
Lineage: Eukaryota; Fungi; Ascomycota; Sordariomycetes; Ophiostomatales; Ophiostomataceae
Product: snf7 family protein
Exons: 4
Coding region: 1-819 (272 amino acids)
Biological process (GO): late endosome to vacuole transport via multivesicular body sorting pathway; vesicle budding from membrane
Cellular component (GO): multivesicular body; ESCRT III complex
Source: RefSeq, a predicted model, not a curated record
AUGACGACAACUCUUGACGACCGACUUCGCUCGCCGCAGAGACAGGCCGAGACCAGCUGGGGAGAGAUUGCGCAACGCGACCCAAAGGCGACCGUACGGCAUAUAUACACCGAGGGGCCUGAGACCGUUCCCCAUGCUGGCACCGUUGCGGCCUCUGCGCUCCGACCACCUGUCGCCAUGGGGAAUUCGGGAAGCCGGGUCACGGCCCAAGACAAGGCCAUCUUAGACCUCAAGCUGCAGCGAGACCGACUACAUCAGUACCAGCGGCGGAUCACGGUGCUGACGAACCGUGAGACCGAGAUCGCCCGCCAGAUGCUCGCCAAAGGCGACAAGAAGCGGGCGCUGCUAGCGUUGCGGCGCAAAAAGUAUCAGGAGUCGCUGUUAGCCAAGACAGACGGCCAGCUGGAGCAGCUGGAGAAGCUGACGUCCAGCGUCGAGUUUGCCCUGAUCCAGAAGGACGUCGUUUUUGGCCUGCAGCAGGGCACACACGUGCUGCAGGAGAUCCAUCGCGAGAUGGGCGGCAUUGCACACGUAGAAAAGCUGAUGGGCGAGACCGCCGAAGCUAUUGCGUAUCAGGACGAGGUGAGCGAGAUGCUGGGUGGCCGUAUGUCCAACGCCGACGAGGACGAGGUCGAAGACGAGCUGGCCGCGCUAGAAGCCCAGAUGAUGCCUGCAGGCCGCACACCAGCCGAACUAGCCCCGGCAGCACCGGUCCAGGAACCAAUGCCCAACGCCCCAGACACCCAGCUGGUCAGUCCGGAAGGACAGGCCGGGACGGCAGACGCACAAGCAGAGCGGCGACGCUUGGUGGCCGCAUAG